Molecule: messenger RNA, 454 nt
Organism: Paramecium sonneborni
Lineage: Eukaryota; Ciliophora; Oligohymenophorea; Peniculida; Parameciidae
Source: the annotation of a GenBank genome assembly
UGAAAUUUAAAAACAUAUUUAUGUUAAAAGAUUGGGAUUUGGGUAGAAGAGAAUGAUAAUUUCAAAAAGUAUUAAAUAUAUAAAUAUAAUAAUUAGGUCUGCUUAAAUACACUAUAGUGGUGAAUAUAAAAAUGGCAAAAAAAUAGGCUAAUGGAAUAUUUUAUAUGAAAAUACAAUUAUGUAACAUUAAUAUAUCCUUAGUGGUGGUGGAUAUUAUAGUGAGCAAAGUAUGAAAAUCGGUAAAUGGAUAGAUUUAGAUGAUCAAUUCUUAGAGUAUCACAUUAUUUUUAGCAAAUGCUUUUAGCAUAAAAAAAGUUAUUUACAAGGGUGAAUAUGAUAAUAGUAAAAAAGUUGGUAUAUGGGGAAAUACUAUAUCAGAAAAGUAGCAAUAAAUUAUUUGAAGAGAUGUAAAGUGUAAUAAAUAAAAAUAGUUGAGGAGGAAUGUAUAUUGAAG